Aplysia californica (California sea hare) is the source of this 444-nucleotide messenger RNA. Its product is annotated as sushi, von Willebrand factor type A, EGF and pentraxin domain-containing protein 1. The record is from RefSeq and is a predicted model, not a curated record. Lineage: Eukaryota; Metazoa; Mollusca; Gastropoda; Aplysiida; Aplysiidae.
ACUGCCCAGAUCCCAAAAAGCCGACUUUUGGCUCGGUCCAGUAUAGUUCGGUCAGCCCUGGAGCAACGGCCGAGUACGAGUGCAACACUGGCUACAGUUUGGCGGGAAACCCGAAGCUCACCUGCCUGAUCUCGGCCGUCUGGGACGAGUCGCCACCGGGAUGUUAUCCCAUCAGCUGUGGCCAUCCGGGGUCCAUUCGUAAUGGUUACAUCGAGGGCCGGGAUUUCAGCUACGACAAACGCAUUCGCUUCCGAUGUAACGCUGGCUAUGAGCUGGUGGGUCACGACUCACUCUACUGCACAGAGUAUGGGGACUGGGACGUGGACAAACCAGAGUGCAUAGAGAUAAAAUGCGACCUUCCUGAAGUCUCUGGAAAUACGGUGCCCUCCUCUACAGAGAAAAAGUUCCAACCUGGAGACACAGUAGACUUCAGCUGUCGGCCAG